GUCAGCAGUCUCUGGUCAUCCCCUGCACUGUCUGCAGUCUCUGGUCAUUCCCUGCACUGUCUGCAGUCUCUGGUCAUCCCCUGUACUGUCCGCAGUCUCUGGUCAUCUCCUGCACUGUCCGCAGUCUCUGGUCAUCCCCUGCACUGUCCGCAGUCUCUGGUCAUUCCCUGCACUGUCUGCAGUCUCUGGUCAUCCCCUGUACUGUCUGCAGUCUCUGGUCAUUCCCUGCACUGUCUGCAGUCUCUGGUCAUUCCCUGCACUGUCUGCAGUCUCUGGUCAUUCCCUGCACUGUGUCCGCAGUCUCUGGUCAUCUCCUGCACUGUGUCCGCAGUCUCUGGUCAUUUCCUGCACUGUGUCCGCAGUCUCUGGUCAUCUCCUGCACUGUGUCCGCAGUCUCUGGUCAUCCCCUGUACUGUGUCUGCAGUC
Staurois parvus is the source of this 426-nucleotide messenger RNA. The record is from the annotation of a GenBank genome assembly. NCBI's taxonomy places the organism in Eukaryota, Metazoa, Chordata, Amphibia, Anura, Ranidae.